Messenger RNA from Pseudovirgaria hyperparasitica, 2078 nucleotides. RefSeq lists its product as uncharacterized. The coding region runs from base 412 to 1701 and encodes 429 amino acids. Lineage: Eukaryota; Fungi; Ascomycota; Dothideomycetes; Acrospermales; Acrospermaceae. The transcript is spliced from 2 exons. The record is from RefSeq and is a predicted model, not a curated record.
GUGAUAGGUGGUGAUGAGUGAGUUAUUAGUGAGUGAGACCUGGCUGGGUCCCUGGCAGCCUCUCAUCACUGUCUUCUCCUAAAACGUCCGCGCACCCUUCACUUCUCCUCCACAAGUUCUCACAUCACAUCCAUCGUGCUAUGACUCUCCGCCAGCCCUCCAUCUACUCGACUCGCACUCGUUGAAUCUGGAUCCUUUCUGCCUGUUCUAUCCAUGGACUGUCUCGCCUCACAUAUAUCCGUCCAUCUUUCGUAGCCUUCAUUCUCCACUGGCUUGGCACUAUUCUGCCUUGAAUAGCGCAUACAUUAUCUUGCUUAUGUUCCUGUACACAGGUUACUAUAUAUCCUCAGUCACUUCGAUUUUCCCAUUCCAAAACAGCAUAUCGCCUUAGAAACAAUCGCAUCACAAGUCAUGGCGCGCUCUGCAUACUCUGAACGUAGCGACAGCGGUACUACUGCGUCAGGCAGAAGUCACCACAGCGACGAUUCUUACUACUCAAGAAGCACCGCUCCCACCGACCUUGACGUCCGACAGUACGACUACCUUGAUCGUCAGCUAGAACCGUGCAAUCAGGAGCAAUAUCAACAACACUCGUACGAGAAGAGUCGGGAAUCUGUUCAAAGUGUGGACACCUACACGUCCACUGACGAGGAAGAGAUCGAGGACGCUGAUGACGAACGACCAGCUUACGAAGUACCUCCUUACAGUCAUCAUGAAGUCUAUCCGACAGAUGCUAUUCCUACCACGCCUCAGGAUUUUGGCCGCCUGUUCCCCUCCACCAAGCGACUAGUCAUUAGGCAUGACGACGCGACCAUGGACGGAAACAUGAACCUUCGCGUAGAUACUGGAUAUACAACAAGAGAUAACAGGAGACUCACCAUGACCCUGUUUCAUCUGCGUAUGCACGACUUACGCAGUAGAGAUUUCUCCCUUCGCCGAUACUGCCGCGAGUCAGGACGUGAAGUAUGCCAUUCUAUCAGGAAGUAUGAAAAGCCUCCGGCAGACCGGCCAUCUCUCCAGAGAUCUAUGAGCAGUGCGUUGGGUGUAUUUCGACUCAAAUCCGAUUCUCGUCCAGCUACUGCCUCAGGCAUGACACGUGCAGACUCCGGAUACGAGUCUGUUCGAAAUUUGUCGUUGGACGAUGAUACUCCAAACGGUGUGGCAGAAACUAGUCGCCGUGCUCGUCAGUUGAUACCCACUCAGACUAUCAAAUUGGAAUUUUCAAACUACGCUCACGUGAACGUGAAACGAAGAGGUGCGGGAUCCAACAAGCGAUACACAUUCGAAUACUGGGGCAUCAAGUACAACUGGAGACGUACUGUCCGCAAGGAUGGAAGUCUAGACAUCAUCUGCUACCACCUAAUGAGGGAUCACGAUGAUGCAGUCGUUGCCCAGAUGGUUCCUAUGCGUCUGACACUAGAGCAGAGGCAUGAGGAAGCGGCCAAAGGUGGCUGGAUACCGCCCUCAUAUCUCCGAAUUCUGGAUCCAUGCGUACUCGAAAACAAGCCGGACAUUUCAGACAUUGUGGUUUCCAGUGCACUCGUGGCGCUAGUAGACGACAAUAUCAAGCGUCGGUUCCACUCAAAGCAAACAACACAAUUGCAAAUACCCCUUCCACUAUCCAGAAAUGGCUCGUGGAAAAUGAAUGUCGAUUAUGUUGGGCCUAAGCGCCUUAUCGACGAGAUGUUUCACAAGAGAUAGGAGCCUCUCCUUUUGGUGACGCCGCAUAUCUCUGCACCCAGCCGCGCGCCCGGUCACACCGUCUAUUGGCUGACGUCGUUUUCUGCACCGCCGCAUAACGUCAUCAUUGUUUGACAACCUUCACCGCCAGUGUGCACUUUUCAUCGUUGCAGUUACGACUGCCAAAUAUUUGGGACCGGAACAUCUAUUCAUAAUGCGUAGUAUCGACAUAUUAUAUGUUGCAUAACUUGGUCGGCUGUUUGUCUCUCAUUUGGCGUUUAGAGGGAACGACAUGGGUCCAGAAUACCCGCUUGGGACUAAGCACAAUGAUGAGACUGGAUUUAUGUUUGGCAUUUACGAACUUCUGAUACAUAGUGUAUGUUGUCUAUAAUGACCUG